This is a messenger RNA of Acanthochromis polyacanthus (spiny chromis), 1204 nucleotides long. RefSeq names its product translocase of inner mitochondrial membrane 29 (gene timm29). The transcript has 2 exons. Gene Ontology annotation, cellular component: TIM22 mitochondrial import inner membrane insertion complex. Gene Ontology annotation, biological process: protein insertion into mitochondrial inner membrane. The record is from RefSeq and is a predicted model, not a curated record. Bases 107 to 880 code for a protein of 257 amino acids. Lineage: Eukaryota; Metazoa; Chordata; Actinopteri; Pomacentridae.
AAUCAGCCGUGGUCGCCAUUUUGGCUCCAUGUGAGCGCCCUCCUGGAUCAGCAGCAUGUGAGUUCUUCCUGAAGGUGACCGUGUUCGGUGAAUAACAGCGGCUGAAAUGGCUUCGUUUCGUGUCGUGAGGAGAACUCUCUGUGCUGCGGCUGAAGCAGCGUCUGCUCCGGUCAGCAGGAGCCGCUGGGAGAAGCUGAAGAACAGCAAAGCCGGUGUUUGGUGUCGCAGCUUGGUCUCUGACUAUAAGGAGGCCGGCAGGGAGAUGGUAGUCGGUGCCUGGGAGCGGCCGCUCAAAGCCUCGGUGUACGGGACUCUGCUGGGUGGCGCCUACGCCUGUUUCUACACUAAACCCGACCGAACGUCCUUCGAGGCCGACCUGCUGGAGCGCUCCAACCAGCUGGGGCUGCUGUCGCCGUGGAUACGCAGCGGAACCUCGGAUGGCCACGUACAGAACCUGGUGAAGCUUCGUAACGAGGGUCGGCUCCGUCACGCCAGCCUGGGCCUCCUCUCCUUGAUGUACCGCUCCGACUACGACCCCGACGUCACGCUGUACGAGGCCCAGUGCUCCAACCUGUCGGUGCCCUGGAGGGAGCUCCCUCAGAGGGUGCUGGACGUCGGGUUCGCUGGUCGCUGGUGGAUCCUGGACUCAAAGAUGAAGGACUACGACGUAAACGAGGCGGAAUUCAAGCACCUGCCGGUGUACAUGCAGGUAAUGUCACCGCCCAGCGUUCAGGAGGUGGAAAGGAAUGAAAGGCUACACAAAGAGUCCUGGUUACCGCUGACCGUGGAGGACGAGGAGAAAGACACGAAUGUGGAGGACAAGAAGGAGAGAGAAGUGAAACCGGUACAAGUAGCAGUGGAGGAGCAGACUCGAGCUUAAACUGAGGAUGUUCACACAUCAGGACAAAAACAUGCUGUGUGUGAGACUGUAAGAACCAGGACUGUCUCAUUUCAUGCAGAACUGGAUUCAUCAAAUAAAAGUAAAAGCCUCUGUGUUCAGAAGUCCUUUCAGGAGUUUUAAGAUGCAAAUCUACAUUAGAUUUUCAACUUCUGAUGCAUUUUUGCCCACAUUUCUUUUUCCAGUAGUUUAAAAUAGCAAAUACUUUUCGAGAUAAAAGUUUUUUGUGUGUUUUUUUUGCAUGUCGACCGUCUUUCAGCAUCCUCUUUUCAUAUUAAAAUUUGUCUUUGUGUUUGAGCAACAAUA